CCUAUUUACGUGUGACAUUCACAUAUAUUGUUGAUAUACAUACAUGGUAUAUCGUCCUGUAAACAAGUUAAUACAUGUAUUUACAUAAUCUAUUUCAUUUCAUAAUAUAUAGCAAUCAUUGAGAUAGGUUAUGAUUCGUAAUUGAAUAUAACAUAAUCAAUGAACAAUUCAUUGAUGAGGUAAAUAAAAAACGUAUGAUUGGUCUUUCAAACACCCUGCAGAAUUUAAAUAUUCUCGAGAAUCUUAAAUCUUGGAGAGUUUUAUUUUUUUAAAUUAUUAACAUACAUAUCUAAUACGCUGUCGGUUACUCAUCGUUGGUACUUGCUCUUUAUAAAUAUUUCCAACAUGAAGGAAAAGAUGAGAACUUACGUCAAACGCAGCAUAUAAAUUGAAAAUACUCGAUAAUUUCGGCACGUGCGUGAAAUGAAUUUCUGAAGCAUGUUAACGACAACGUAAUUGUCCUUCUAUAUUAAUUAACGUGUACGAAAUAUGGUCGAACUGACGUGAUUAUAACAUCCUAUCAAUAUAGGUUAUAAGUUCCAAAUAUCGACGAUCCAUUGAUUUGACGUUCUACUCGGAUAUUUAUCAUCAUGUUGUCGCGAAAGAACAAAGAUCUAAGGACAAUCAAAGAGGGUGUAGUUGGGAAAUACGUUAAAAAGGAAACUCCACCUGAAAUGCCAAUUAUCAAUGUAUGGACCACAGAACCGAAUAGAAGAACAAGAAAUCGUAAUAAUCAUCAAACUAUUUCAACAUCAAUGUCUAUCCCACAACAACCUAGCAUGGUACAGAAAUUUGGCAACGCUAAAACAACAAUGAGCGCUGUAGGUUUGGGAAGUCACGAGGGAAAGUAUACUCCGAAUAGUUCUGUGCCAGACUUAGCCCAGAGAUUUGCCAGUCUUUCAGUUAAUACUAGUACAAGAGAUGGAUUGCCAUCUCGUACGGCGACUCCGAUGUAUCAUUCCAGACUUUCGCCUGCUAUAUCUCAUACUUAUGUUAAUCAGUACGCUGGAUCCGAGUACCAUUUAGAUAGGGUUCAAACGCCGCAAAUGCCUUAUAAACCUUUCGACAUUGAUUCUGGUUAUGAAGAAUAUAAUCAUUCCGUUUAUCGUCAAAAUACAGGAUACAGUCGAUGCCACUCGGAAAGAUCGAGUUCUAGAAACGAACAACAAGAAGAACUUCCUUUACCCCCUGGAUGGUCCGUUGAUUUUACUCUUAGGGGUAGGAAGUAUUACAUAGAUCAUAAUACAAAGACCACUCAUUGGUCUCAUCCUCUCGAAAAGGAGGGUUUACCCACAGGUUGGGAAAGAAUAGAAUCCCCAGAAUAUGGUGUUUAUUAUGUUAACCAUAUCACGCGACAAGCUCAGUAUGAGCAUCCGUGUUAUCCCCAUGAAAUCCAAGCAGUACGCGUUGUAGCACCCCCGCGUCACACGCACUUUCACUCCCAUAGUGUCUUAGUCCCUGCUAAUCCGUAUCUGAACGAAGAAAUACCUCACUGGUUGUAUGUAUAUAGUAGAGCAUCGGUAGCGUUAGAUCGUAAAUUACGGUGGGAGCUCUUUCGUCUACCCGAACUCGAUUGUUUCAAUGCCAUGCUUACAAGAUUGUACAAACAAGAAUUGGAGGAAGUAGUCAUGCGCUACGAAGAGUACAGGUCAGCCUUAUUAUGCGAAAUGGAACAAAGGUUAAAGGAAUUGAAUCCAGAAACUUCGAACUCCUUGUCAGGAGCAAUCGCUUUACGACAGUCUCUUCCUUGAGUAAAAUUUGAUUAAAUCGAGAAGAACAGUUUAAAUUGCCUUACCUUUUACACAUUGAGAAGAGUUCCUGAAUGAAUUUGACCAAGAUAUUCUCAUAACUGUAUUUGUGAAUAGUAUGAGCUUAGUGGAAUUUAAUUUUUUUUUAAUCUAUUUUAAUAUGUAUUAAUCAAUAAACUAGCUUAAAUUUUAAAUACUAAACUAUCAUUAUGCUAUA
Messenger RNA from Hylaeus anthracinus, 1965 nucleotides. Its product is annotated as scaffold protein salvador-like. NCBI's taxonomy places the organism in Eukaryota, Metazoa, Arthropoda, Insecta, Hymenoptera, Colletidae. The record is from RefSeq and is a predicted model, not a curated record. Gene Ontology annotation, molecular function: protein binding; molecular adaptor activity. Bases 591 to 1751 code for a protein of 386 amino acids. The transcript is spliced from 7 exons. Gene Ontology annotation, biological process: hippo signaling; regulation of cell population proliferation; apoptotic process.